Molecule: messenger RNA, 2115 nt
Organism: Eucalyptus grandis
Lineage: Eukaryota; Viridiplantae; Streptophyta; Magnoliopsida; Myrtales; Myrtaceae
Product: TBC1 domain family member 15
Exons: 12
Coding region: 256-1563 (435 amino acids)
Biological process (GO): activation of GTPase activity
Molecular function (GO): GTPase activator activity
Source: RefSeq, a predicted model, not a curated record
GUCGGAGAACACUCAAAUCUCGAAUAUAAAUAUGUGCAUGGUAUAUUAAUUUUAGACAGCGACCUCUGUUCCGUCGAAAGCUACAUGAAUCGUGUAUUCACGUAAGGAAUGCUUCAUUCCUUCAUCUGCGUGAAGUUCCCUGCAAAUCACGAAAUUCCAAAUGCUCUUGAAUUGCUGAACGCAUCGUGCAUCAUUCCAUUCUUUACUCCCCAGGUGGUGACGGAUGGUAUUGGGUUGUUGGAUUGAGGGGUUCCAAUGUUUGGUUGCGGGAUGAUUCUGAAGAAAUCUGAUGGGGUUGAUUUGAACGCAUUCUACCCGGUCAGGCCGGAGUGCAGUGAUGAUUCUCGCAAGACCCGUUUUAAGCCUGGGAAGACGCUGAGCGCGAGGAAGUGGCAUGCCGCGUUUUCUGAGGAUGGUCAAUUGGAUGUUGCCAAAGUGCUCCAUCGCAUCCAACGGGGGGGGGUCCAUCCAUCAAUUAGAGGAGUUGUGUGGGAGUUCCUAUUGGGAUGCUUUGAUCCCAACAGCACCUUUGAUGAGAGAAAUCAGUUGAGGCAACAAAGGAGAGAGCAGUAUGGGAUAUGGAAAGCAGAAUGUCAGAAAAUGGUUCCACUGAUUGGCUGCGGGAGGGUCAUCACCUCACCUAUCAAAAAUGAUAAUGGCCAACAAUUGAAUGCUGAUAAGGAUUGCAAUGGAGCUGUGUCAUCAUCAUCUCUAGAUCCCUCCACCGGUCAUGGAGGGCUUGUUCAUAAUACAAACGAAAAGAAAGUGACAAACUGGAAACUCAUUUUGCACCAAAUUGGUUUGGAUGUUGUUCGAACUGAUCGAGCUCUUGCAUUUUAUGAAAGUGAAAUCAAUCGGGCAAAACUUUGGAAUGUUCUUGCUGUUUAUGCUUGGGUCGACAGUGAUAUUGGAUAUGUUCAAGGAAUGAAUGACAUAUGUUCUCCAAUGGUAAUACUUUUGGAACACGAAGCUGAUGCUUUUUGGUGCUUUGAGCGAGCAAUGCGAAAACUGAGGGAAAACUUUAGGUGCACUACAAGUUCAAUAGGAGUACAAUCUCAACUUCGUACACUCUCCACAAUUAUCAAAACUAUAGACCCUCAACUGCAUCAACAUCUCGAGGAUCUGGAUGGUGGGGAGUAUUUAUUUGCGAUUCGUAUGCUAAUGGUUCUUUUUAGAAGGGAAUUCUCAUUUAUUGAUGCUUUAUACCUUUGGGAGCUGAUAUGGGCCAUGGAGUACAACCCAAAUAUAUAUUCAAUGUACGAGGAUACAGCUGUAGCUGAGACAGCACUUAAGGUGGAUGAGAAGCUACUAAUCAAGCAAUGUGGUAAAUUUGAGAAGGAAAAGGUAAAGACUGGACAUGUAGACCAUGAGAGUGCUCUUGCUGUUUUUCUUGUUGCAAGCGUGCUAGAGACCAAGAAUAAGACCCUUCUGAAGGAGGCCAAGGGACUAGAGGAUGUUGUCAAGAUUUUGGGUGAGACAACUGGAAAAUUAGAUGCCAAAAAGGCCUGCAAAGCAGCAUUAAAGAUUCAAAAGAAGUACCUGACUAAGACAAAGCAAUCAUAGUCAAAGUAUCAGUAAUUCAAGUCAUUUCCCCAAAUAUGUUGUGGCGUUGCCCAAGGUAGAUCCCGAGCAUUAACUCUUGCGGAACGAUACAGCAAUGUUCUUGCCAUUUCUGGUCCUGGUCACUGAGGAGGAUUUGGAGUUGGAAUCACAUCGGAAUAGAAUUAUUGCCCUUGCAAGAUGCAUCUGCUUGGUACGCAAUGUUCUUGCCUGCAGAAACUGAGAGUAACGCUCAAGCUAAAGCUACGAGUUGUGUUUCUGGCUCUCUAGGCCUUUAUGUCACAGGUCCAUGGUAGCAGUAUUAAUGGAAAGAGGGAUGAAGAAGUAAAAUGUAUUCUGUACAUUGGUGUGUUGCAGCUUAGUUACCAAAAACACAGAGGACGAAAAGGGAAUUGACAAAUGAUUAUGCAGAUGCACCAAAAUGUGAUCACAAUGUAAAUCAUAAAAGCAAAUGGAAAAUAUUGACUGUGCCCCUAAGGUGCUUGUUAAGGGCCGUUAAUUGUGCUUUGCAAACAUAAACAUUUCUAUUUGAAGUAUGAGACUUUUUUUCAAAUA